UUUUGUGUCUUUGCCCAACUGGAAAAGGUGUUACAUGAGGAGAGGCGUUGCCUAAUCGCCAAUGGGCGGGCGCCGGUGAAGCGGAGCAGCCAAUGAGUGCAAGAUGUUGAGUGACAGCUGUCCAAUAGGGACGCUCAGUGCUAGUACGGUUUGCGCCUUAAGCACCGCCGGGGCCUGAGGAAUGUCAACUAUUCAACAUGGAGGAGGAGGUCGAUAAGCUGGAAUUGAUGUUCCAGAAAGCUGAUUCUGAUCUGGAUUACAUUCAAUACAGGCUGGAAUAUGAAAUCAAGACUAAUCAUCCUGAUUCAGCAGGCGAGAAAAAUCCAGUUACACUCUUACAGGAAUUGUCAGCAGUAAAGUCCCGAUAUCAAACUUUGCAGGCACGCUUUAAGCCAAUUGCUGAUGAGCAGAAAGAGAUUAAGAGCUGCAUUUGUGCUACUUUCAAUAAGACUAUGACCAUGAUACAAGAACUACAAAAGCAAACAGACCUGGAGCUGUCACCAAUGACUGAAGAAGAGAAAACUGCAGUACAGCAAUUAAAAUCUCACAUGUCAGAUUUAUGAAGAAAUGGACUUGCAAAAGGGAACUCUGGUGGAGAAGAGAUCAAUUCCAGAGAGAUUUAGGAAGAUGUCUUGUUAGCAUAUGGUAACUAGAGGUGGGGUAUGGUGAAAGAGAAAAUUUGGCCUGGGUGACUGGAUAGUGAUGCCUUUCACAAGAGGGAAAUAUAAGGACAGAUAUGAAUAAAUUUCAGUCAAAAGGAUGGAAUGGGAAAGGAUUUAAAUAUAUGCACACUUAGUUUUGCAAUUUCAGGCAAGAAAGUCUUAACACUAUUUUGCAUCUGUUUUUGUAUAAUCAGGAUAACAAAGAUGUCCUAUCAUAAAAGAAUGAUUAUGUACUAUCAGUCAAAUGUGAAUGAAUGUGCAUUGGAAAUUAAAGAUGGAAAAAUAUUUGUAUUAUAUAUUAUAUAUGUAUAAAUUUUCUAUUUUUGAAAAUUUUAAUUGAAGAUGUGGUCACAUUAUUAGUGAGAUUGCUAAGUGAACUAUAGUGUCCCAUAAAACCUAAGCUUUGUAAUAAGCUGGUUUCUCUGUGACAGCCUCUUUUAUUUUUGUCCUAUUCCUUUUGCUUGCUAAUGUUGAGCAACAUGAGUUCUGCUUUCAAAUGCU
Molecule: messenger RNA, 1163 nt
Organism: Myotis daubentonii (Daubenton's bat)
Lineage: Eukaryota; Metazoa; Chordata; Mammalia; Chiroptera; Vespertilionidae
Gene: SKA2
Product: spindle and kinetochore associated complex subunit 2
Biological process (GO): chromosome segregation; cell division; mitotic cell cycle
Cellular component (GO): outer kinetochore; spindle microtubule
Molecular function (GO): microtubule binding
Source: RefSeq, a predicted model, not a curated record